AUGACGCCCGACAGCCUUUCCUACAGCAUCUACCAGGUGGCGAUUGUUACUCUCCUAUUCGUGCUUCUGAGAAUACUCUCUUAUCGCUAUAUUCACCCUCUCAGCAAGUAUCCUGGGCCAUUCCUCUGGACUGUGUCUAGAAUACCUUAUGCGAUGGCCUAUGCCCAGGGCUACCUACAUAAACGGAUACAGCAGCUCCAUCAUCAGUAUGGAGACGUUGUCUGUGUCGCUCCCGACGAACUGAGCUACCGUAACGAGCAAGCAUGGAGAGACAUCCACAGCCAACCACGUAACUUCCCCAAAGAUAUGCGAUUCUAUCACGCAUCCAAGAGCAAGGCCCCCAGUGUCUUGGUCGCUCCAGAUGGCGUUCACGGUCGGCAGAAGAGGGCCAUUCUACGGGCCUUUUCAGCGCCCGCGUUAAAGUCGCACGAGCGUCUUCUGCGGCCUUUUGUCGACAAGUUAAUUCAAAAACUCCAGCACGAGAGCAAAACGAUGAGAGGUGGUAUGUUGACCUGA
This is a messenger RNA of Penicillium egyptiacum, 516 nucleotides long. NCBI's taxonomy places the organism in Eukaryota, Fungi, Ascomycota, Eurotiomycetes, Eurotiales, Aspergillaceae. The record is from the annotation of a GenBank genome assembly.